AUGGACUGGAGCCAGACCGAGUGGUUAGAGAAUGCCAAAAAUCUCUUCCGCCUUAAAAAUCUUGCCGGAAAUCGCCUCUCACAAGCUCUGUUUUGGUCCUUUUAUACCAUCGGGAAACGAAAAGAUGCAACUCUUCACAGCCCUCCCGAGAUGUGUCACACAUGCACAGGGAAGCCUAAGAGUCAUAGCAUCCCACUUCAGCGAGCGGUUCAAAUUCUCAGACUUUUUAGAGCGCAACUUCACCAACAUACGACAGGUGCACAUUGGUUGAGUUCUCACUCCCCUCUCAUGCCGAACGGCAAGCGCACAUUGGUUGGGUUCUCACUCACCUCUCGUGCCGAACGACAAGUGCACAUUGGUUGGGUUCUCACUCACCUCUCGUGCCGAAUGGAAGCACACAUUGGUUGA
Messenger RNA from Prunus armeniaca (apricot), 408 nucleotides. The record is from the annotation of a GenBank genome assembly. NCBI's taxonomy places the organism in Eukaryota, Viridiplantae, Streptophyta, Magnoliopsida, Rosales, Rosaceae.